AUGGCGACAACGGAUGCAAUUGUCGAUAUGCUGACAAAUUUUGAAGAAACCGAACUAGCUGUAAAUGAAUUUGUAUCCGAUUUUCUUGAUGUUGAUGUCAGUUUAGAUGCUUUGAUGGAGGAAGAAUUCAUUGAAGUUAUUGGUCCUAUCAUUCAUAAUCAGUUUGCUUCCUUAGUGGUUCAAAUGCCCACCGCAAUUACCAGCAUUUCGCGACUCAUUGAAGAAGUUAAAAUGGUUGCCGUAAACGCAGAAGCUGAGAUUUUGAUAUCUGUAGCAAACGAAACUAAAAUGCAACGGCUCAACAUUAAAUUACAAAAAGUUGGGCAGAAACCACGUGAAAAUUUUGAAACAGAAAAGAAACUAAAAGAUACGAGGAAAAAAUCACAAGAAAUUGAUGAGGAAGAGAAGCCUAAAGAAGUGGAAAAGAGAAAGAAGAAAGUACCGAAAGCGCUUAUCAUUCCAGCAGAAAUAAGUUCUAAAUAUGGUGAUAAGAGUACACUUCUGUCCGAAACAACUAUGACAACAAGAAUUGCGAUGAAUGAAGUGAUGGCAGAAGUUGAAACAUCACCAAAGAAAUCACUUUCUGCCUCUGUUGCAAUGAAGAUAGAUUCAGCGAAGCGUCAUAAAUCCAUCAAUCGUCGAUCAUCUUCCGCAGAGAAAUUCACAUUCAAAGAAACUGAUGACGGAACAGAAUUGAAAUUAGAUGAAGAAAAUGUAAGAAAAACAAAAAAACGAACCAGUUUACCGCCGGUUCCUAAAGUAAACAAAGAGAUAGAAAUGGAGUUACUUUUUAGACAAAAAGAAUAUUUGGAAAAUAUCGAUUACAUUUUCCCUGUUAAUGUUGUAGAAGAAUUUGCAUUUACUGUACAAGCAAAAACAACGAGUCGAACGAAGAAGAUGGAAAAAGCAAGAAAAGAUUUGGAGGAAGAGAAACAAAGGAAAAAAUCGAUGAAUGAAUUGGAAAAAAUUGAAAUACAAACAAUAAAAGAAAAUGAAAAUGAAGAACCUUACGAACGUGCUCGAAAGAAGCGUAUUGGAUUUAUUCAAGCGCCUGAUAAAGAAAUUAUCGCAUUCCGCGGUGAUACAAUUAAAAUUGAAUGUGAAUUGGUAAAUAAUGAUGAUUUCAUAUGGCUCAUUAAUGAUAAACCUGCAAGCGAAAAUUCGAGAUGCAUUGAGGAAGUUAAUUCAUUGAUAAGAACGCUAACAAUAACAAAUAUUGCACCAGAAGAUGAUGAAAUGAUAAUUGUUGCAAAAGUGGACGAUAUUAUUGCUGAAACAAUUAUUCAUGUAGAAGAUACACCAGCAGAGAUUAUCGAACCAUUACCACGUCGCAGUUUUGGCAAAUGCGGUGAGAAUGUAACACUUGGAAUAUGUGUCACCCAUCCAGCACAGUCUAUUGUUUGGGAAUUCAACGGUGAGAAAUUGUCGCAUAAUGAUGAGAAUUAUGUCAUUGCCGGAGAAGGCAAUAUUUACACAUUAACAAUCAAGAAUGCUCUAUAUGAUAAUGCUGGACGCUAUUCCAUAAAAGUUGAUUCGUUAGAAACUUCCACAAUGUUAAUAAUGCAAGGAGCACCUAUUAUUGAGAAACCGGAAUCGGAAAGUGUUAAUUUUGAGACUCAUGAAAAUCUUCUUCUCAAUAUUCCUUAUAAAGCAGUACCAGAACCAAUAGUUGAAUGCUUCUUUAAUAAUGAACCAUUGGUAGUUGGAACAAAAUUGAAGCUUGAAAUUAUCAAUGAUAUGGUUCAAUUCUGUAAACGGAAAGCUAAUAAAAAUGAUAUUGGUGAAUAUACUUUUAAAAUCAGCAAUGAAUUUGGCGAAGCUACCAAAAUUUUCACUGUUAAUGUUAAAGAUAUAUCUGGCGUUCCUGAUAAUCCGCGAAUUAUGGAUAUUUCUUGUGACACAGUAAGUGUAGAAUGGGAUGCUCCAAAAGAUGAUGGUGGUAGCAAAAUUAUCGGUUAUGUCAUUCAGAAAAAAGAAAUUGGUCGUCGAACAUUCCACCAUGUUAUUCAGGUGACAGAUGACAAGACCAAUUGUCUGAUUGAAGAGCUUGAUGCUGACACCGAAUACAUUUUUCGUAUUGCUGCAAUUAACAAGUAUGGCACUGGAGAAUUCGCCGAAUUUCCUAUCGUACAUACUAAUAGAGCACCAGAAGAAUUACAAGAAAUAUCGGAAGAGAAAAAUGACUUAGAGGAAACUGUGGAAAAAAUGGAUGAACACGAAUUAAUUGAACCGAAAAAGACAAAGGUCAAGAAAGCUGUAAAGAAGGAUGAAUCAGAAAAAGCUGAAUCACUUGAAGGCGAAAUGAUUAGUGAGGAAAUUGCUGCAGGAGAUAACAUUUCGCCAGCAAAACUAACAGAAGAAGAAAAGAAGGUAGAAAUGACAGAGUUCAAAGGAGAUGCUGAAAUCGUCAAAAAUCUCGAACAGAAUGAAAUAUUUGAACUCGAAGUAGGGAAAGUUGAGGAGAAAUUGACUGGAGUUAUAGGAUCUGGAGAAGAAGUCACUGUGGUGGAUAAGGAGAAGGACGAAAAGUUGGAUACUAGGAAAAAGCCGAAGAAAACAAAAAUAACGAAAUCAAAGAAGGAAAAGAGGCCUUCUGAGGAAAUAAGUCCAGCAACAGAACAGAAAUCUGUUGAUCGUGCUGAAGAUAGCCUUAGUAAGACUUUAGAAUCAGUAAGCGAAGUUAUCAAAGAUCAUGCUGAACAGAAGAAUGAUGAUAGGAUUUUGUUGGAAGAAGAAAUGAAACAUGGAGAUGAAAUAGACAGAAAAAUAUUAGAUAAUGAGAAAAGAGCGCAUGUGGAAGAAAUAGGAAGAAAAACAUCAGUUACAGAUGAAAAAGAAUUUAAGGAGAAACCUGAUAAAAAAACAGAUGAAAAGAAGUCUAUAGAUGUGGAAUUUGAGACGGAAGAGAAUUUUGAAAUGAAGAAUAAAAAGGACAAAGAAGUUGAUAUUAGUGACACUUCUGAAACUGUAAAAAUUGAUAAAAAAGCUGAAGAAAUUGCAUUAGAAAAAGAGCCAACGGUUGAGAAAAAAGAAGAAAUUAAAAAGAAGAAAUGUGGUAAGGAAAAAAGCCGAAAAACUACCAUCAAAAAAUCUGAAGAACCAAUGGAAACCGUUGAGGUUACAGAUGAAAAUUUUGAGGUGCAGCUUGAGCAACAAGAAAUUACUGCAAAAGAAAUGGUAACAUCUGAAAAAAUAAAGAUUAAAGAGGAAAAAGGCGAAGUUGAAAAUGAUAGAUUCGAGGGGAAGUCAAAAGUUAAGAAAAAGAAGGAGCAAGAUGAGAAGACUGCUCAGGUAAUUAGUAUAAACGUAUUCUUCAAAAACACUCCAAACAUUGAGAUUGUUGACUCAAUUUUGAAAAGCAAGAAUGCAAUUUCUGCUAGUAUGAAAACUGUUUCGAAGGCAAAGAAAUCAAAAACAUUGAUAAAGAAGAAACCAGAAGAAAUAACCGGAACAGAGCAGGAAAAACCUGAAGCCGAAAAGCUAGAAGCAAAGUUGGAGGCGGAUAAUAAAGUUGAAAAAGCACAAGAACAUGGAAAAGAGAAAGAUGAGGAAGAUGCAGUCGCAGUCGAAACAGGAAAGUCUGUGGAAGAUAAAGAAGUGAAACCGAAAAAGAAGAUUGCCGGAAAAAAAGUCUCUAAAAAAGCAUCACAGAAGCCUAAGGCUGAAGAAGAAAAAGAAAAGACUGGAGAUGAUGAUACAAAACAGAUUACGGAUGAGGUUCGAGAGGAGAAGCAUGCAGAAGACAAAAACAUGAACGGAUUCAAAGAUGAAGAAGUAAAGGAAGAACAAAGUAAUGCUGAUAUCGAUGUUACUAUUGAUAUACCAGCAAUUCCGGUAAGUAAAAUGCUGGAACCGGAAGACAUUGUUGCAACGAUACCAGUGUUACAGACAGAUGAGAUACCAAUCACACGACGAAUGCAUAAACGUCUAGGUGGCUUUGCUGUUCUUCCGGAGCAGGAAAUUUUAGCAUUAAGGAAUGAUACGGUUAAAAUUGAGUGUGAAGUUCUUAAUGAAGAUGAUAAGAUUAAUUGGAGAAUAAACGGGAAAUCAGUUAUGGAUGAUAUACGAUGUACGGAAGUUGUAGAUGGAUAUCUAAGAAUUUUACAAAUUGAAAAUGUUGUUCCAGAAGAUACCGGUACCAUCAUUACAGCUAAUCUUCAUGAACAUUCUGUAGAGAGUCGUUUGAUUAUUGAAGAUGUACCAGUGGAAAUCAUUAAAAAAUUACCAUAUAAGAUAACCGGUAAAUUGGAUGAUUUGAUAAAAUUGUCAACAACCGUAUCACAUAUGGCUGAAAAUUGCCAGUGGUUUUUUAAUAAUGAACAAUUAAUUAAAAAUAACGAUCAUUAUGAAGUUAAUAUUGAAGGUAAUAUUUGCAAUUUGCUGAUAAAGAAUUUAACUUACGAUCAAGCCGGUCGUUAUUCCAUGAAAAUAGAUUCUGCAGAAACUUCAACUACUCUAAUUGUUGAAGGUGCGCCAGUAUUACAUGAAAUAGAAACAAGUGCAACAAUGAUCAAUCUAGAAUCACAGGAUAAUUUAAUACUUACAAUACCAUUUAAAGCAAUACCGGAACCAAUUUUGGAAUGUUUUCUUAACAAUGAAAAAAUUCCGACUAGUUCAAAGACGCAACUCGAUAUUUUCAAUGAUAAAGUAUGCUUCCGCAAACGUAAAGUAGACAAAAGUGAUGCUGGCGAGUAUACGAUCAAAAUUAAAAAUGAUUUUGGUGAAGUAUCACAGACAUUUUCUGUUAAUAUAAAAGAUGUACCGGGAGCUCCUGAAAAUGGACAUAUCACCGAUAUUGGCAGUUGCAGUGCAAAAGUUCAUUGGGAUGCUCCAAGUGAUAACGGUGGUAGUGCGAUCACAGGUUAUAUUGUGGAGAAAAGGGAAGAAUCGAGAAGAGCUUAUCACCGAAUUGCUCAAGUAGCAAGUGAGCAAAUGGAUUAUUAUAUGGAUGAUCUGAAGAUGAAUACAUCAUAUAUGAUCCGAAUAGCAGCUAUGAAUAAAUAUGGCACUGGUGAAUAUUUGGAAUGUAUUUCGUUUCAAACAUCUCUGCCAUUCGAAGCACCGUCUGUGACACAUCCGCCAAUCAUCAGUAAUGUCACCGAUCAGAGUUGUACAUUAAAGUGGCCUAGAGUAACAGAAGAUGGUGGUUCAUCAAUUUAUGGAUACGAUUUGUUCGUACGAAAAGAUAAAGGUGGUUGGAUGAAAGUUAACGACGAAUUGAUAUUCACUGAACAAUUCACUGUUUCUAAUAUUGAAGCUGGGCCAACAUAUGAAUUUAAAGUUGAAGCAACAAAUGAAGCAGGUCUUACAUCAAAAUCAGAUAUCAUAUCAGAACCAUUGAUAAUUUUCAAAGCAGCAGAAUUGCCUGUUUUGAGCUUACCUACAGUAGAAGUUGUAAGCGGAGAUGCAGUUAGCGUACAAUGGAUUGAAGCUCCCCGUGAGGAUUGCAACGUGACGUCGUACGUAAUUAGGUACAAAUCAGAAAAGGCAUCAGUUUGGUCAGAGAAAGAAAUAGAACAUUCACCUGCAGACAUAACUGGUUUGAGAGAGGGACUAUCCUAUCUUUUCAAAGUUGCGCCAAAAAGUGGUCCAACUAUUGGUGAAUUUUCCGAAGAAACAAUACCGAUACGUAUAGUUGCAACUAAAAAACCGGAAAUAACAAAAGGUAUCAAAGAUAUCUCGGUUUCAUGCAAACGUGAACUCAAACUGGAAUGUCAUGCAACUGGUGAACCUGCUCCUCAAUAUAUCUGGUAUAAGGAGGAUCAAGAAAUCAUUCCAGCUAACAAGAAUAUUGAGAUUAUUAACGAAGGCUUUAUGAGUGUUCUCCUAAUUCAUCAUACAUCAACAAUGGAUGCUGGUUUGUAUAAAUGCGAGGUUGUUAACGAUCUUGGUUCAGUAGAUUCAGAGGCUACUGUCACUGUCACAGAGGUACGCGCACAUUUUGUUUCUUCAUUCCCUGAAUAUCUGGAAGUUGACGAAGGAGAAAAAAUUGGAUUUUCAUGUGAGCUAUCCGAUGCUGAUGCUUCUGUUAUUUGGCUAAAGGAUGGCAAACCUUUACGAUCAGAUGAUCGAAUAACGAUCAGUGAAGAUGGCAUUGAAAGAAAGCUUACAAUUAGAAAUUCGAUACUUGAAGAUAGUGGCAAAUAUAUAUGCAGUACUGUUGAUAGGAAAGCUCAAUCUGAAGCGGAAUUAAUUGUUAAAGAAGAAUUGCCACAUAUCAAGAGAGGUCCACAAGAUCAAAUUGUUACUGAAUUUGGUACUACCAUUAUGUUGAAAUGCGAAACUACUAAGCCAGUGAAAGUUGUAAAAUGGUUUAAAAAUAGAAAAGAAAUUUGGCCACGACAAGAGAAAUUCAGCAUGAAUGUGGAGGAAACCGUUGCAACAUUAACGAUUAUGGGAUUUGAGCUUAAUGAUUGCGCCGAAUAUACAGCAGCACUUCGUGAGGAUGAAGAAAGUGCGCCAGCUAAAGUAGAACUUAAGAUAGCACCAAUAAUCAAACUAUCGAAAAAUUUACCAAGUAAUAUGCUCAAAUUGCACUGUGGCACUGAUUUUGAUAUCGAAUUUAUUUAUGGAGGAUUUCCUGAGGUUGAUAUCACAGUAACUCUUAACGAUAAGCCACUGAAUAAAAUGAGAUCUCGUAUGCAUACCUAUGAUAAUAAGCUAUCAUUACGUCUAAGAAAUGUAACCCAGGAAGAUUCUGGUAUAUUAAAAGUUGUGGUAAAAAAUGAAAUUGGAAGUGUAAGCGAAGAGAUUCAAUUGGAUGUGAUUAGUGUACCGUCUAAACCGGAUCAUUUAACAGCUUUCAAUAUUACAAGCCGUUCGGUGAUGCUCAAAUGGCAGAAAGCAGAAGAUAAUGGAUCACCAAUCAUAAAUUAUAUCAUUGAAAGAAGAACAGAAAAUAUCAAACGUUGGCGCAAUAUUGGAAAAUGUGAAUCGGAACAAUAUGAAUUUCUGGCUGAAGAUCUGUACCCGAAUGAAAGUUACUCGUUCCGUAUUAUUGCCGUGAAUGAGGUUGGUGAAGGACCGCCAAGCAAUGCAGUUGACGUAGUGACCGUAAGCGAAAGUGUUGAUUUAAAGGAAGCAACAAAAUUUCUGCCAGCGCCCAAUUGUUUAAAAGCAACAUUGGUUGAGGAUAAUCAAAUUGUCCUAAUCACAUGGGAAAUAGUUGAGGAAGCUGAAGAAUAUAUUAUUGAAAGGUCGAAAUUAGAAAAUGAUUGGAGUCAGAUUGGUAUAACAGCAGAAACAAAAUUUGAAGAUUCUUUUGACAAGAAUUCGAACUAUAAGUACCGUGUUAUUGCAAAGAAGGGUGAUCAAUUGUCCAAUCCUAGUGAGGAAACGGAAAUGUUGACCGUUCCUGUUCAGAAAGAGAAAGAAGCAAAACAACAAAUAAGUGAAAAUAUUGAAAUGCUUAAGGAAAUUACGGAGAUAACUGAGAUGGAACAGCAAACAUCGGAAAAAUCAGAUGGUCAAGUCAAACAGGAAAAAGCAGUUAAAAAAGUUUCGAAGAAGAAGAAGAAAGAUGAACAGAAGGAGGAAGUUGGCAAUGGUACAGUGAUGGUAGUGGAACAAAUAGAGGAAAUUAAGGAUGAGGAAAAAUAG
Messenger RNA from Brugia pahangi, 7599 nucleotides. Lineage: Eukaryota; Metazoa; Nematoda; Chromadorea; Rhabditida; Onchocercidae. The record is from the annotation of a GenBank genome assembly.